This is a messenger RNA of Striga asiatica, 1799 nucleotides long. NCBI's taxonomy places the organism in Eukaryota, Viridiplantae, Streptophyta, Magnoliopsida, Lamiales, Orobanchaceae. The record is from the annotation of a GenBank genome assembly.
AUAAUAUUUGAUAUUUCUUCUACAAUUAUUUGUUUAAUUCUGGUUCUGCCGAUCACGCUCCAUCUCCAGACUCGGAUUUUCUCUCUCUAGAUUUCGAUCUGUCGCAGCAUUCAACCCAAUACUCAAUCUUCAUUAAUCUUAAUGCCCAUGGAUCAAGCCGAGCUAUCUACCGACCAGGUUCUGAGGAGAGAUAUUCCAUGGGAAACUUAUAUGACUACGAAGCUGAUCACGGGAACAGGUCUGCAGUUGUUGAGGCGCUACGAUAAGAAGCCCGAUAAUUACAAGGCUCAGUUGCUUGAUGAUGAUGGUCCAGCUUACGUUCGUGUUUUUGUUAGCAUAUUGCGUGACAUAUUCAAGGAAGAAACUGUGGAGUAUGUUUUAGCUCUGAUUGAUGAAAUGCUUUCAGGUAACUGGUUUAUCCAAGAGAAGAGCUGCAAGAUACUUUCUUUGAUUGUAAGUGAAAGGCCAUGUUCGAAAGAUGGUGCCAUUGCCAAUGGGGCAUCAAAUUCGAAGAAGGCGAUCACUACGAUUGAUGAUGUUUUGAAGGCACUGGUUGACUGGCUUUGCUCACAGCUAAGGAACCCAUCGCAUCCUAGCCGUGGCACUCCCACUGCUGUUAAUUGCUUUGCAACUUUACUGAAAGAACCAGUGGUUCGAUCUUCAUUUGUUCAAGCAGAUGGAGUGAAGUUGGUCGUUCCUUUAAUUUCUCCAGCAUCAACUCAACAAUCCAUCCAGCUCCUGUAUGAAACAUGCCUUUGUGUGUGGCUCCUCUCAUACUAUGAACCUGCAAUUGAGUACUUGGCCACUUCUAGAUCUUUGCCUCGGUUGAUAGAAGUCGUCAAAGGAUCCACUAAGGAAAAGGUUGUCAGGGUAGUUAUCUUGACUCUUAAGAAUUUGCUACACAAAGGAACAUUUGGUGCGCAGAUGGUAAACCUUGGACUGCCGCAGCUUGUUCAGAAUCUAAAAGCUCAGGCAUGGAGUGACGAGGAUCUGCUGGAAGCUCUGGGUCAACUGGAAGAAGGAUUGAAAGAUAACAUCAAGCUGCUAAGUUCUUUUGACAAGUACAAGCAGGAAGUCCUCCUAGGGCAUCUUGAUUGGUCGCCUAUGCAUAAAGAUCCUAUAUUCUGGCGGGACAAUGUUACAAAUUUUGAAGAACAUGAUUUUCAGAUCCUUAGAGUCCUCAUCACGAUUUUGGACACGUCCUCCGACCCUCGAACACUAGCCGUUGCUUGCUAUGACCUCUCCCAAUUCAUUCAAUACCAUGCUGCUGGUCGUAUAAUCGUGACUGACCUCAAAGCCAAAGAACGAGUGAUGAAAUUGAUGAACCAUGAGAAUGCUGAGGUCACCAAGAAUGCCUUGCUCUGCAUCCAGAGGCUAUUUCUGGGUGCUAAGUACGCCAGCUUUUUGCAGGUCUGAGUAAUUAAUUUGUUCAUAAAAGUCGCUGAAUGUCCAUGUUUUCUAUUUAUGAGAAUAUACGGAACAAAUACGGAUACAGAGAGUUGUGUGUAUUGUUUAUUUAUUUGUGAUUUGGAGUGUUUGAGCGUGUUUUCGCCUGAUCAUUUUGCUUCAGGUUUUCAUGCGGAUGAAUUUCUGAAUAAAUUACGUUGUAUUUUUCUCAUACGCCCAUUGAAUAAGUCAAGACAGUUUAGUGUAGAAUAUCCGUUGGUCUGUAAUAAUCACAUUAUCUUCUUCCUGCACAAACAUUUGACCUAAAUAUUUCGUAUUUUGUCAUGUCUAUGGAGUUUUUGCUCGAUGCUAGGUUAUUCCUAUCAUUCUUUCGGCUUUUAUCCAUUGUGGAG